This is a messenger RNA of Entrophospora candida, 2295 nucleotides long. Lineage: Eukaryota; Fungi; Glomeromycota; Glomeromycetes; Entrophosporales; Entrophosporaceae. The record is from the annotation of a GenBank genome assembly.
AUGGAAACCAAAGCGGCUCCCGUUACUGAAAGUUCAACUACUAAAAAAUCUAAGAAUGCUGAUAAAAAUGAAGCAAAAAGACAAGCAAAGCUAGCAAAAUUUGCUGCAAAACAGGCAAAAUUAUCAGCAACUUCAAAAGUGAAUGAAAAUGAAAGUAAAAAAGAAAAAAAGUCCAAAUCUGAUAAAUCCAUUACCAAAAAUGAAAAUGAAUUUAUUGAUGAUGUCCCUCCUGGACAAAAAAAAGAUAUGUCCAAGCCAAUGGCAUCAAAAUAUAACCCAAAAGCUGUAGAAUAUUCCUGGUAUACUUGGUGGGAAAAAGAAGGCUUUUUUGAACCUGAAUUUGACUCUGAUGGAAAUCCUAAGCCCGAAGGUUUAUUUGUUAUUCCCUGCCCCCCACCAAAUGUCACAGGUUCUCUUCACAUAGGUCAUGCUUUAAUGGUUGCAAUACAGGAUGCUUUGAUAAGAUGGAAUCGAAUGUUAGGCAAAACAGUAUUGUAUAAUCCAGGGAUAGAUCAUGCUGGUAUUUCUACUCAAUCUGUUGUAGAAAAAAAACUUUGGGUUGAAAAGAAAAUAACUCGUCAUGAUCUUGGUCGUAAAGUUUUUAUUGAUGAAGUUUGGAAGUGGAAGGAUAAAUACGAGCAUCGAAUUCGUGAACAAAUGAGACGUCUUGGAGGAUCAUAUGAUUGGUCCCGUAAUGUUUUUACUAUGGAUCCGAAAUGUAAUAAAGCUGUUAUUGAAACAUUUUGCACUUUGCAAGAAGAAGGAAUCAUAUAUAGAGCAACAAGAUUGAUAAAUUGGUGUGUAAGAUUAAAUACGGCAUUGUCAAAUCUUGAGGUAGAAAAUAAAGAAUUAUCGGGUUCUACACUAUUAUCGGUUCCUGGAUACAAUCCAGAAGAAAAAUUUGAAUUUGGUGUUCUAACAUCUUUUGCUUAUCAAAUUGUGGAUUCUGAUGAAAAAAUAAUUGUUGCGACAACACGUCCAGAAACAAUGCUUGGUGAUACUGCAGUAGCCAUUCAUCCUAAGGAUGAAAGAUAUAAGCACCUUCAUGGAAAGUUUGUGAUUCAUCCUUUCAAUGAAAAGAGAUUACCUAUUGUUCUUGAUGAUAUAAUUGUUGAUAUGAGUUUUGGCACUGGUGCUGUCAAAAUUACGCCAGCUCAUGAUUUUAAUGAUUAUGAAGUUGGAAAGAGACAUAAUCUUAAAUUCAUCAAUAUUCUUAAUGAUGAUGGUACAAUAAAUGAAAAUGGUGGUCCAUUCAAAGGAAUGAAACGUUUUCAUGCUAGAAAUGCAGUUGUUGAUGCUCUUAAAGAAAAAGGACUAUUCAUAGAAACCAAACCAAACCCAAUGAGUGUUCCAAUUUGCGCUAAAUCUGGUGAUAUUAUAGAGCCCUUAUUAAAGCCUCAAUGGUGGAUAAAUUGUUCAGACAUGGCAGCAGAAGCAAUGAAGGCUGUAAAAGAUGGGAUGCUUACUAUUGCACCUAAAACUUCUGAAAAUGAUUGGUUUAGAUGGCUUGGAAAUAUCCAAGAUUGGUGUAUUUCUAGACAACUUUGGUGGGGACAUCAAAUUCCUGCAUAUUUUAUAAAAAUAGAAAACAAAGUACAAGAUACAUCUGAUGGUAAUUAUUGGGUUGCUGCUCGAAGUUUAGACGAAGCAACUGAAAAAGCAAAGAAGAAAUUCCCUGGUGUUGACUUUACUUUAGAACAAGAUCCUGAUGUUUUAGAUACAUGGUUUUCUUCUGGACUAUGGCCAUUCUCUAUUUUUGGUUGGCCCGAAAAUACUGAAGAUCUGAGUAAAUUUUAUCCAACUACAUUAUUGGAGACUGGAUGGGAUAUUUUAUUUUUCUGGGUUGCUAGAAUGGUCAUGCUUGGUAUAAAACUUACCGGAAAAACACCAUUUAAAGAAAUUUUUUGUCAUGCUAUGAUACGAGAUGCUCAUGGAAGAAAAAUGAGCAAAACAUUGGGAAACGUUGUAGAUCCGGUAGAUGUAAUUCAAGGUAUAUCAUUAAAUGAUCUACACGGAAAAUUAUAUGAAGGAAAUCUUGAUCAACGUGAAAUUGAAAAAGCAAAAUCUGGACAAAAGGCCGAUUUUCCAAAUGGUAUUCCAGAAUGUGGCACAGAUGCAUUGCGAUUUUCUUUAUGUGCAUAUACUUCUGCAGGACGUGAUAUUAACCUUGAUAUUCUUCGUGUUGAGGGUUAUCGUAAAUUUUGCAAUAAAAUAUGGAAUGCCACAAGAUUUACAUUAAUGAAAUUGGGCGAAGAUUUUCAACCUAGACCAGACUCAAAGGCAUUAAUUAUUUAA